UUGAAAUUCUCCGUUGUUACAGACUUUCAACUUCAUGGGUACCUGUCAUCCUGUCCAGACACUUCUGUUGCUUCGAAGUCACGACUCGUGAAUUAAAUUCAUCAACAGUCAUAACCUCGAAUUUCAUCUUUACGGGUUACUACGGCUGUACACAUGAUUCAUUUUUAUUCUAUAAUCAGCUCGACCAACAUUUUUAGUUCUUAACGUGGCUAGCGUCGUUGGCAUAAUGGAGCUUGCACUUAGCGAAGAGCCUGAAACAUUGGCUAAUGGACAGACUACAGAGUGUAGUGCCAAAUUGAUGUCAACGAGUAACAAUAAGAGUCUAUGUAUGAAAAGAAUUAAGACACCACGUGAGAGUGAAAUUUAUUUGUUUAAUUCUGAAUAUUUAAAGAAUAAUUAUGAUAAAUAUAUCAGAGAUGAUUUCUUAUAUGCAUUUGGAGCAUUUUAUUGUGACAAAGUAAUGAAUAUUCCUCAUUUAGACUGCGCAUUGAAAACUGAAUGUUAUCAUCGGGAAACAGAAUUGAAUUAUAGACACUAUGAGUUUGCAACAUACAUGGAAAAUAUAGUGUCAUGGCUUGAUCAUAAAUUAAAAUACAUCAAUGGUGAAUCAUCAAAAUGUAAUAAAAAACCAGUUGACCAGUUGUUCAAUACAAAUUAUAUUCAACAAAAUACUACUGAAAUUAGUUUACUUUGCAAACCUCUUGAAUCAAAUACAUGUUCUUCUCAAGAACAAAAUAAUAAAUUAAGAUCUGUGACUAAGUCUCCAAAUGAAAUAAUAGCAACAUCAGAUAUAACUACUCCAAAACAAGAUUUGCCUAAAAAUUCAACUUAUGAUCAUAAGACUGAAAUUAUCAAGCAAAAUACUCAAAAUGAAUUAAUAACAUUACCAGAUUUAACUUCUCCAAAACAUGAUACUCCUAGAAGUUCACCUAAUGAUUAUAAGAAAGGAAUAGAUAUGGUAAAUAAUACUCAAAAUAAAUUAAUAACAUCGCCAGAUUUAACUUUUCCAAGACAUGAUACUCCUAGGAGUUCACCCAAUAAUCACGAGAAAGAAAUAGAUAUGGUAUUAUAUAUGAUUACAGGAGAUUUAACUUCUCCAAAACAUGAUACUUCAAGAAGUUUACAUAAUGUUCACAAGAAAGGAAUAGAUGUGGUAAAUAAAAUAAUAAAAUCGCCAGAUUUAACAACUUCUCUACAACAUGAUACUUCUAGAAGUUCACAUAAUGAUCACAAGAAAGGAAUAUAUAUGGAAAAUAAUCAAAGUGAUAUUAUAACCUUACAAAAACAUAAUGCUGCUAAAAGUACAACUAAAGAUUUCAAAAAAAGAAUUAAUAAGAGCAAUUCAAAUUUGGUGAAUAUUUCGUCAACUGCUGAUUCUAAACUAACAACUAAGUCUCAAUUAAAAAAUUCUGAUAUUAAUGGUGGUGUGAAAGAAAGUACAUCAGAUCACCUUAAAAGCAACACUAACGAAAAAGUUGUGAAUGAGAGUAAAUUGAAUUCAGCUCAUAAAAAUGCCGGUAGUUUUAUUGGUGAAGAAAAGUCAAAUUUGUGUUUGGAAACUCCAACUACUGUAAGAUCUACACGGCAAACUAAUAAAACAACAACAACACUUUUAAAAAGAUCAAAUUCAGUAAUAGAUUCUGAACAAAGUUCAAAAAAGAAAAAAAUAGAAAACCCAUCUCCUAGUGAUGUAGAAAGAAAAACCAAUAACAAUAAAAAUUCAGAGAAAGCAUUAAAUGAAUCUAUAAAACAAGUUAGCAAACAUUUGUAUAGUAGAAAUAGUAAAGGAGAAACGAAAUUGCAUUCAGCUUGUGCCAAAGGGAAAUUAAGUCUUGUAAUUUCAUUGCUCGAUGAUGGUUUCAAUCCUAAUGUUAAAGAUAAUGCUGGAUGGACACCUAUGCAUGAAGCUGUGAAAUCUGGAAAUUUAGAUAUUGUAAAAGAGUUGAUCAAGUAUGGUGCAUAUUUAAAUGUUCCUGGUUUUGAAUAUGAAAGCCCAUUAUAUACAGCUAUUAAGUAUGGUAAAUUUGAAAUAGCAAAAACAAUUCUUGAUUAUGGAGCUGAUGUAAAUUUUAUAAAUAUGUAUGGAAAUAAUGUGAGAUGUCUUAAUGAAGAAAAGUUAUCUGAGUUAAUGGAAAAUCAAGUUUCAUGUAAAUCAACACAAAUUAUUAAUUAUAAAUUAGAGGAAAUUGUCAUUGUCUUAAAUAAUGUUUCAUUAAAAAGUGAAACUGUGAAUACAUUUUGUAAACAGUUCAAUAUUAAAUUGGUUCAAAAUGUUUUGAAUGAAAAGAAAUUUAAUCAAGUUACUCACAUGAUUGUAUCAAAAACAACUAAUAAUACUUGUGAUGUAAAUUUAGAAUGUUUAAUUGGCAUAGCAAAUGGAUUGUUUAUAAUCGAUCAAAAUUGGAUUUCUGACUCAUUAGAUAAAAGUAAACUUAUGGAUUGUGAAAAUUAUGAGGUUAGUGGAACAACACUUUUUGCUGAUUGUAAUGGUCCAAAGAUAUCACGAAUAAGCAAACAGAAACUGUAUCCAAAAUUAUUUGAUGGUAUAAACAUACAUAUUUCUGGAAAUAAUGGUUGGAAUCAGUUUAAACUCGAACAUUUAAAAAAACUGGUUAUUGAAUUUGGAGCUAAACUAUUAAUACGCAUGCCAAAUCCAGAAGACUGCCCUUCUAAUAUAAUACCAUAUCAUUGCCGUAAUAAUGAGCAGAUGUUUCAUGUUUCUAACAUCAUAUUAUACACAAUGGAUUCAAAUAGGCUGAUAAAAUACAAUAUGAAACACUUAAAAGCCUUUCAUAUUUCAUGGUUUAUGGAAGCCAUUCAAAAGUAUAUUAUAUAAACUAGUUAUUUAUGUAAAUUAUUUCCAACUGUAAUUAUUUUCAUGUUAUCAAUAGUAAUUGAAUACAAGUUUAUUAUGUAUA
Molecule: messenger RNA, 2918 nt
Organism: Rhopalosiphum maidis (corn leaf aphid)
Lineage: Eukaryota; Metazoa; Arthropoda; Insecta; Hemiptera; Aphididae
Product: BRCA1-associated RING domain protein 1-like
Exons: 17
Coding region: 227-2836 (869 amino acids)
Molecular function (GO): protein binding
Source: RefSeq, a predicted model, not a curated record